Molecule: messenger RNA, 2460 nt
Organism: Aureobasidium vineae
Lineage: Eukaryota; Fungi; Ascomycota; Dothideomycetes; Dothideales; Saccotheciaceae
Source: the annotation of a GenBank genome assembly
AUGUCCUUCCAGGAUCACGGCAAAAGAGGCAUCUUCGAUUUCUCGGAAGGAAUCUUCCAACACAAGGGCAAAAUCAUCCCCACCGGCCCCAAAUACUCACAAGAUGGCAAAUGUGGUCCGAACAAUGGCAAUCUCUUGUGUGACCCUAAUAGCACAGUGUACAAGGGAACAUGCUGUUCUUCAUAUGGUNCAGUCUUUAUAUAUCGGCAUGGCCUAUAUGCUUUUGCUGAUAAAAUUAAAGGAUGGUGUGGUGAUACUCCUGCUCACUGUGGAAGUGGUUGCUCCUCUGGCUGCUCUUCGAGCUCGGCUGCUGCUAAGCCUCCUGUUACAACUUCGAGCUCAGCGGCUGCUAAGCUUCCUGUCUCAAGUUCGACAAUCGUCAGAGUAGCACCUUCGGCCUCUGGUGCUGCUCCUCGGGAUGACGGUAGAUGUGGCCCUGAUUUCAACAAUGCAUUGUGUGAUCCAAAUGGCGCAUACGGUGGCUGUUGCUCCUCUUAUGGAUACUGUGGCAGUACUGAUAGUCACUGCUUGGCUGCAAAUGGAUGCAUAUCUGGCUGUAAGAGCGCAGCGCCGACAAGUGCACCUCCCACGUCCGCAGUCGUUUCGUCGGUCGCUCAUUCUAAUGUAAACUCGGCUGCUCUUUCAAGCACGACUGGUGAGCCGAUCAUAUCGGCAGCGUCCUCCUCUGCUGGGAGUGCCCCGACAGGCACUGUCACUAAGGACGGCACUUGCGGUGCUACGUACGACAAUACUAUCUGUGGUGACUGGGCUCAAGGUAGCUGCUGCUCCAUGUAUGGUUACUGCGGAAACAGCACCGCCCAUUGUGGUGACGGAUGUCAAAGUGGGCCUUGCUUGAACGGCGCCGUCGUUGCAGCUCCUGGACCUAGUCCUGCACCCGUCAAUGCUAAUCCUGGAUCCUUCAACAUCGUCGGCGACUCAGGAGCGCCUGCUAUGCAUGCCGGCCUUCUCCCCAACGGUAAAGUAGUCUUCCUUGACAAAGUGGAGAACUAUACACAGGUCAAGCUUCCCAAUGGCCAGUACGCAUACUCUACCGAGUACGACCCUGCUACUAACAAGUACACCCCUCUGGCCUACAAGACCAAUGCCUUCUGUGCCGGUGGCUCUUUCCUCGCUAACGGGCAAUUCAUCUCUCUAGGGNGUAAUGCUCCUCUGGACUUCAUCGAUCCUACUGUGGGAGAUGGCUUUGACGCUAUUCGUUACCUAACUCGUUCCCCCUCUGACGCUUCCUUGGACGGGCAAGACUGGAGUGAGCCAGGCAACAAACUUAGCUCUAAACGAUGGUACCCUUCAGUCCAAACUCUUCCAGAUGGUAGACUCUUUGUUGCCUCUGGAUCAUUGAAUGGACUAGACCCCACUGUACCUGCCAAUAACAACCCGACGUACGAGAUUCUGGACAAGAAUGGCAAGUCAUCUGGUGUCUCUAUCCCUAUGGAGAUUCUGGUCAAGAACCAACCUUACUAUAUGUACCCAUUCAUGCACCAGCUCAAGGACGGCUCGCUUUUCGUCUUCGUUUCUAAGUCAUCUGAGCUUUUCAAUGUUGACACCAACACCACGUUGAGGACCUUUGCCGACCUUCCGGGCGACUACCGCACUUACCCCAACACCGGCGGCUCAGUCUUGCUUCCCCUGUCUUCUACCAACGACUGGAACCCAGACAUCGUCAUCUGCGGCGGCGGUGCAUACCAAGACAUUACUUCGCCCACCGACCCCAGCUGCGGCCGCAUCCAACCUCUCUCCACGAACGCCAAAUGGGAAAUGGACGCCAUGCCUCAAGGCCGCGGCAUGGUCGAAGGCACUCUACUCCCCGACGGCACCGUCAUCUUCGUCAACGGCGGCAACGAAGGCGCCCAAGGCUUCGGCCUCGCCCGCGACCCAACCUUUGAAGCCCUGAUCUACGAUCCCGCCAAACCUCUUGGUCAACGCUUCACCACCGGCGCCUCGUCCACAAUCCCUCGCCUCUAUCACUCUAUAGCUUUGCUGCUCCUGGAUGGCACAUUGAUGGUCGCAGGCUCAAACCCAGUCGAGCAACCUAUCCUCAAACCCACCACCCAAGACCCCUACGUCACAGAAUUCCGCGUCGAGAUCUACACACCACCCUACCUCGCCGGCGAAAAUGCAAACAAGCGCCCCACAAACAUUUCCUUGUCCUCAAAUUCCCUGCAAGCGAACUCUCAGACCUUCAAUACCGAUUUUGAGGUCCCUGUGGGUGCCAAAAGCGUCAAAGUAUCGCUGUACCAUGGAGGUUUUGUCACGCAUUCUGUGCACAUGAGUCACCGUAUGCUGUUCCUGGAUACUGCGGGUUGGAAGAAUGGGGCUACGCAGCAGACACUUACUGUGACCAUGCCGCCGAGUGCCAAAAUUGCGCCUCCAGGUCCGUAUGUGGUGUAUGUAGUUGUGGAUGGUGUGCCUGGCAUCGGUCAGUUUGUGCAGGUUUCUUGA